Messenger RNA from Numida meleagris (helmeted guineafowl), 585 nucleotides. RefSeq names its product osteoclast-associated immunoglobulin-like receptor. NCBI's taxonomy places the organism in Eukaryota, Metazoa, Chordata, Aves, Galliformes, Numididae. The annotation marks the transcript as partial. The transcript is spliced from 4 exons. The record is from RefSeq and is a predicted model, not a curated record.
CUGGGGAAUCCAUAGUGCCACCACCCCUAGGUGACCACAAGAGGAGGUGACAUCACAACAUCCUGUCUCCAAAGGGGAACUGGCAGCAGUUGUCCUGCUACUCCUUGUCCCCACUGCAGUCUUGCUGUCUCCAGGCUGCUCCUGCCUCAUGCAACAAUGGCGCUGGCCCUCAUCCUGGGUUGGUGUCUGGUGGCAGCCAGCAGGGCACAGCACCUGCCCCGACCCUCCCUCUCACUGCACCCCAGCCAGGGGGUGUCCCUGGGGGACAAUGUCACCCUGCGGUGCCACCUGCCCAGCCCUGCUGCCCGGGUCAUGCUCUACCAGAACAGACAAUGGAGAACCAAGAAGGAGAAGGAGAAGCGGAAGACCACAGUGGAGUUCUCCUUUCUUAACACAAAGAGGACAGACAUGGGGGUGUAUCGGUGCCAAUAUCGGGUGUUGGAUCCACCUGGAACAUCAGAGCAGAGUGACCCCGUGGAACUGUUGGUGACAGAUCACACUUUCCCCCCACCUGGCAUUUCCCUGAGCCCUGACGAACACGUGAGAACUGGGACCAAUGUCACCAUCCAGUGCUGGAACCAGGGU